Durotheca rogersii is the source of this 775-nucleotide messenger RNA. RefSeq lists its product as uncharacterized. The record is from RefSeq and is a predicted model, not a curated record. Lineage: Eukaryota; Fungi; Ascomycota; Sordariomycetes; Xylariales; Xylariaceae. The transcript has 2 exons. Bases 292 to 573 code for a protein of 93 amino acids.
GGCAAAUGAGAACAGAGGGAGAGUUCUCAGGUAUGAUUAUUCACAUAUCAUCCGGAGCCAGCAGCGCCGAGGAUCUGAAUUACCGCGGUCCACAAUCAAAGGAAUCUCAGCCGUUAUCAAGUAUAUCUGAUCUGAUGUCAUCCCGCUCACCACCGGGAUAUUUGUGAGUUCGACGCAAGCACCUCGCCGUCAGAUAUUACAACUUUUGCUCCGGCACUCUAUACUAGAAGGCCAUCACAGUGAAGUACAGCCGCUAGCUAGCUAGCCAGUCAGCUCUCCAGGCGCCUCACGAUGAAGCUCUCGCUCGCAUCUGCCCUCCUCUGGCUCUCGGUAGCCCUGGGCCAGCAAUUCCCCGAAUGCACUCGGGAGCUUGCGGCAACGGACGACUGCGCCGAUGUUAUCAACGCCAACGCCUGCUACAACCAGUUCCGAUUCCAAAACAACCAGACACUAUCCUGUAUCGGCGGCACCACCAACGAUGAGAGGGCCCAGCUAGUACAGGCCUGCAAAUGUUGCGCCUGCGUCGGCACACAGAUGUGCAGCUGGGUGACUCGGUCACGAUUUCAGUGUUAAGGCGUGAGGCGGUAGCGAAGAUGGGGUAGGGACUCCUAAAGUUGAGACGCAAAACGAAAGGGGGGAUACCGCCGACCAGACAUUCGCUCAUCGUCUAUUAUGUUGGUGCCCUUUGAUUUUUAAAAGUGUUAGUGCCCAGAGAAUGGUCGUAUUAUCGUAACACGUCUAUAUAUGCCAAAAUUGUAUACGAGUGACACUUGCC